Heterostelium album PN500 is the source of this 366-nucleotide messenger RNA. RefSeq names its product terpene synthase family protein. The transcript has a single exon. NCBI's taxonomy places the organism in Eukaryota, Evosea, Eumycetozoa, Acytosteliales, Acytosteliaceae. The coding region runs from base 1 to 366 and encodes 121 amino acids. The record is from RefSeq and is a predicted model, not a curated record.
AUGAGAAGACAUAAUUAUGGAACAUUCCCAACUUGUUUUUUAGGUGUAAUAUUCUUAAUGAAAAGAUUAAACUGUGAUAUAGUUCUUGAUCCUCUUUGGAGAAGUUUAAUGGAACAAGCAGGACACCUCGGUUCUCUAUACAAUGAUGUGUUCUCCUAUGAAAAAGAACUCAGAGAAAAAGAUGUAAGAAUGAAUAGUUUCUAUUUUAUGAAAACUCAAAACAAUUGGUCUGAUCAAGAAUGUCUUGAUUUCAAGGAAAAAGAAAUUGAUAAUUGUUUUGAUCAAUUGUUUAUUUAUGAAAAACUAAUAAUUCUAAAAUUCAUUCCAACUCUUCCAAAAAGAAGAAGAUCAGGAAGAAUUAUAUGA